UUGAAAGUUCCAACCAAACCAGAAAAGUGGUCAAAUGCUGUUAUGGUUGCAGGAAUAAAUAACUUUGGUUUUGGUGGAACAAAUGCACAUGCUAUUGUCAAACAAUACAAGCAGACUCAUACUCCUAAACAGAGUGGUAGGAAAUCUCACAAGUGCUUUGUCCUAUCCGCAAGUUCCAUCAAGUCGAUUGAUAUGAUGAUGGAGGACACAAUUCAGCAGAUAGAUGCAAACAGCGAAUUUGACCUGGAAAGUCUCGUCUACACAUCUGCGUGUAGGAGAAGCCACUUGAAACACAGGUACAGGAGGGCUUUCAUGACCUCCACUCUGGCUGAUCUGAAAAAUCAACUGAAAUCGACGUUGAAUAAAAACAUUUCCCUCUCAAAUUCAGAUCCAAGGUUAGUGUUUGUAUUUUGUGGAAAUGGUGUGACCUAGCAAGGCAUGUGCAAACAGCUUCUGAGAGAGGAACCUGUGUUCAGAGAGAAGGUCAGGGAAGUUGAGAGCCUUUUCCAGAGGUUCAAUAACAUGGCGAUCUUAGACAGACUGGAGGCUGAGUCUGAGGCUGAUGAGUUUUCAAAACCAGAGGUUGUCCAGCCUCUGCUCUUCGCCGUUCAGGUUGGCAUCGUCAGUCUCCUGAAGCACUGGGGCGUACAACCUGAUGCUGUUCUUGGGCACUCUGUUGGAGAGGUUGCUGCCGCCCACUGUUCUGGCCUCUUGUCUCUUGAGGAUGCUGUGAAGGUGAUUUAUCACCGCAGCGUCUUACAGGGUAUGGUCACAGGUGGAAAAAUGCUUGUGAUUAGCAACAUGGCAGUGUCGGAAAUCUUGAAGAUGCUUCCAGAUUACUCUGGAAAGAUUUGCAUGGCUGCGUACAACAGCCCACAGUCUUGCACCCUUUCCGGUGAUGCAGAUGCUAUUAAGAGUCUCCACCGGAAGUUAAGCAUAUCAGACAAGAGUAAAGCUAUGUUCCUCCAUAUCCUGGACGUUCCCGUCGCUUACCACAGCCAUAUGAUGGACCCCAUCCUAACCCAAAUAGAGGACAGGGUUGGCUCUUUGAAGGUGAAUGAGACAGAAACUCAAUUCUUCUCAACAGUGACAGGGAAGGAGGUGGAACAGGCAGACUUCACGACAGGGAAGUACUGGGCCAGGAACAUCCGAGAGCCUGUUGCUUUUGAGCAGGCGGUGAGGUCAGCAGCCGACCAAAAGAAGAAUGUGGUCUUUGUAGAGAUAGGCCCCCGAAGGGCUUUACAGAGGAACAUUAUGGAGACUCUCGGAAAGGACAUCACAGUCAUCUCUUCUGUGCAACCAGAUAAAGAUCAUGAGACAAUGCUGUCUGUCGUCUCCAAACUGUUUGAGCUUGGAGUCCGUGUCGAUUGGGACCAGUUCUACAAGGAGUGUGAGACUUCACCAACACCAUUCCCAAGGUAUAGGUUUUAUAGCAAAAAGGGAGAGCUUAUCAAUGGAAAGAUGCAGAAAGGGACGUCGAGUAAUCACAAAGCGCUAAGCCAGACCAGUGACGGCAAUGGCUUCACCUGUGAUCUGUCUUUGCCAUCUUUAUCUUACCUCCUGGAACAUAAGCACAAUGGUGUCCCUCUCUUGCCAGGCGCCUUCUAUGCUGAUCUGGGUUUAACUGUUGCCCUGGAAAGUGUCAAACCAAAGGUUCCACUUAAUACACUGCAACUCAGCAUUGACUUUCUGAGCCCGUUCAUUCUCACACAGAAUGCACCCGAUAUUCAAGUGCAUGUCGAGCCUGAUGAAGGUACAACACAUUUCAAAAUUCAGUCUGCAUCGGGUACAGUUGUGUGCAAGCGAGAGAGACUGAUUGAGGAGCAGAACAUUUCCUUGAGCUCCAUCUACAAGAGAUGCAAGCUACUGAUUACUUCUGAGAAGCUUUACUCUGACCUGAACACGGGUGGAUUUCAGUAUGGUAAUGUUUCAAAGGGGGAUAUACAUUAUGGGGAUGAAUUUGGGGAGGCUAUUUCAGUUGUCACUGUUUCUGAGGAGUUGCUGCCUCAUUUGCAUGACUAUUGCAUUCAUCCCGUAGUGUUAGACUACAUGAUGCAACUUUUUCCUAUUACUGUUCCCAAUACAUUUCAUGGAAGGCCAGGGUUCCCAGACAGAAUUGGAAGCUUGACUGUAAAUGAACACCUGCAGGAUGAGAUGAUCAUCUAUCUGAAAGCAACUAAAGUGGAGGAUCAUCAGUUUGAGGUGUGUGGCUGCUUCGCUGACAAAGAGGGCAAGGUGUUGGUUGAGCUUCGGGAUGUGUUGAUCAAGUACCUUGGGAGCCGCGCUGCUGUACUUGAGGAGGACUUCUACCACAAUGAAUUCUCCGUCGUCUCUGAAGACAUUGCAUCAUCUCAUGGUCGCAAAGCCUUGGUUUUCUCUGACCAGUUAGGAAUAUCGAGGUCUUUGCAACAGCACUUGAGUUCAAAAUCUAGAUACAUCUCCUUUACACAUGCUAAGGAUAUCCUGAGCCAUGGAUUUGCCACACUCUUGGCAAACCUCAAGAUUACAGACAUAAAGAAGAACUUUGAGGAGGUUUUGUUUGUGUGGGGUGACGAGGACCUCACAGCUCAUACAUCUGACAGUGUUCUGGAUAACAUGGUGAACUGCUGUGAGACGUUCCGACAGGUCAUCCUGGAUCUUAAAGACACACAUUUCACAAAUUCCAUCAGAGCAAUAACCUAUCGCUCAGCAGAAACCACAGUUGACCACAUCAGCUCAGGCUUUGCCCUGUCUGGCAUGAUUAGGUCAUGUGCUGCAGAGAUGGCUGAGCUGUCAAUUCAGUGGAUUGACAUCAACUCCAUGUCCACUGACGACAUCCAAGCUCUGUCACACAUUUUAAGAUCGUAUCCAUGCAGCAAGUACGCUGAGUUGGUGGUGAAAAACGGGUUGGUUUUCAAUUCUACCAUUGUUCACAUUCCCCUUGAAAAAACGGAGAGCUCAAUCUCUGAAGGGAAAGUCUGCUCAACAACUGAGCCCUGCACAUUUCAGACUACUGACCCAUACAGAAUGACUACCUUGUCUGCCAUUUCCUCUGACUUGGAGAAUCAGUACAUUCCUGAUAAGACUGUUGAGAUUCAGCUCAACAAGAUGUGCGUUCAUUCCUCUGAUUACUUCCCCGUCAGCAUCUCUGACCUGAACUUUGGCCAGACACUCUACUGGAGCAAACAUGAUGCUCAGAGCCACAGUGUUCUGGCUUUAGACUUCAAUGGUACUGUCACUGCUGUAGGGAAGGGUGUACGCAAACUGAAAGUGGGAGAUCAAGUUGUCUCUUGUUAUCCAGUUGUGGCAUCCACAAAGAUGAAAGUUCCUGAAGAGGCUUGCUACAAGACAAAGAGAUUUCCAUUUCUAAAAGAGACACCAUGUGUUUCUUACUUUGUGUUGGCAUGGGAGAUCAUGAACAGAGCAUUGCCCAAAGUAAAAGAACAAAAGAAAACUUUGGGAAUUGUGACUUCUAUUCGUGACUCAGCUCUACUAAAGGUUCUGUCUUUGACAGCAAGCAAAUCUGGAUGGGGUACUCUUGUAGGAGGACAGUCCAAUGGUGUUUUUGUAGAUGUUGAUGCAAUAGAUGCAUUUGUCCUCCUACCUCCAUUUGAUGAGUCUUUGGUUGCAAAAGCUGUCAAUUUUCCUGGAGUGAAGCAUGUUGUCAUUGUCUGUGAAUCCCACACCCAGGGCUUUCUCACACACACAGUUGUCAGAAGUGAAAAGGAUAGCGUUCGCACACAAAACAUCCUGAUGACUCUUAUCUUACAGAAGGGGUCACUCAGAGCACAGAUGCCACAUGUCUAUCAUUGGCUCAAGUCUUUGCACUUAGACAGGAGGGCAUUUGUUCUCGACACCUUCACUUUUCAGAGACAGACGUCCGGAAGCAUUGAGUUCCUUCCUUUGGACGAUCAAGAUUCUUACUUCAACUCCAGGAUGGUUCCUGUGGUGGCACUGGGCAAAGAGGGCUCCAGAGGCGCACUUUCCAACAUUCCUUUGCAACAGAAACACACCCAGCUUUUCCAAAAAAGAGCGGUGUACAUUGUUACAGGUGGUCUCACUGGGCUGGGCUUUGAAACAGUCAGGUUCAUUUACCAGAAAGGGGGAGGGCAUGUUGUCAUUUUCUCCAGACGUAAUCCCUCACCAGACAUGCAGGUGGACAUAAACAAUGUGGAGAAAGAGACGGGUUCCUGCAUCAUUUGCAUCAAGUGUGAUGUCUCUGUCUCUGAGGAUGUGCACAACUCAAUUGGUCAGAUUGGCAAGAAAUUCCGCUCCUGUCCAAUCAGAGGGGUUUUCCACAGUGCCGUUGUCCUGCAUGAUGGUUUGAUUGAAUCCCUUGACAAAUCUCUCUUUGAAAAAGUAAUGAAGCCAAAAGUGAAUGGGGCUCUAAAUCUGCACCAUGCAACAGAACACUGCAAGUUAGAUUAUUGUGUGUGCUACUCUUCCAUUGCUGCCUUUCUUGGCAACGCCGCCCAAAUUAACUACAGUGCAGCAAACACGUUCCUGGACACAUUCUGUCAGUAUAGACGGAACAUUGGACUUGCUGGGCAGUCCAUCAACUGGGGGGCUUUGAACCUUGGUCUUCUGCUGAACAAAGACCAUUUCCAAAGGUUCCUUGAAGCUAAGGGGCUGAUGGUGAUGGAUGUGGCAGAGAUACACAAAGGUUUAGAGCAAGCCUUACUGCUAAACAAACCCCAACAGGCAGUGUGUAAGUUUCACUACAAAAACAUUAUCAACAAUGUUCUCUCUCAAAACGCUGCACUGACCGUCCGUCUAUUUGAUGUAGUCUCCGCAAAGGAGGGUUUCCGUCAGACUCACGGAGACUCACGAGGAGAUACAACUGUCUCCUUAUCUUCUCCUGCUGAAUAUAUCAAAUCUCUCCUCAGUGAAACACUGGGUGUUGACAAGAACGAGCUACACGAAGAGUCCACCCUCUAUGCCUUGGGCAUUGACUCAAUGCUUGCUAUGACUCUGCAAAAUCGCAUAUUUCAAGAGAGGGGUGUGAACUUGCCCCUGGUUAAAAUCUUAGACCCAGAUGCUUCACUGUCUACAUUGAUAGCAGUUCUGGGGGAAAGCACAGAGGCUAAGGACGAGGAUAAGGGUGAUGAUGAGGAAGCAGUCCUUGAUGCAACAAGGCUGUAAGCCUCUCUGAUGCAUAUGUUCAACAUGAAAGCAUAAUCACAUUACAUGGAAAAUAGCAUUAGUUCAUUGCAGAAAACAAUCGUUUUAUCAGGAAAAAUAUAUUCUACUUGGCACGGUUAUAAUCAUAAACUGAA
Molecule: messenger RNA, 5255 nt
Organism: Osmerus eperlanus (European smelt)
Lineage: Eukaryota; Metazoa; Chordata; Actinopteri; Osmeriformes; Osmeridae
Product: probable polyketide synthase 16
Molecular function (GO): acyltransferase activity
Source: RefSeq, a predicted model, not a curated record